AUGGCGGUUCGGGCCUCCCUCGCGGUCCGAUUUCGGAGGGUUGGAAUUGCAGAUGCGGACCCGCUGAGCCGCUCUAGUGAAGCUGCUUGCGCCUCUCCCUGCGUCGUGGCGCCGCGCCCCCGCCAGCGGCGGGUCUCCCUUGUCCCACGCGGAUUCCCUGCGUUGCUCUUCUUCUUGCAGCCCCCGUGCGCCUUGUUUGGGGUGCGACGGCGUCCUCGCUCUCUCUUUUACGGCGCGCUGGCGUCGGCGGCGGUGGUGUCAGGUGUGAUGGACCCCUCAGCGGGUCGUGAUCCCGCCCUGGAGGGAACCGCGGAGAGCGCACGGCCGGAGCCGGAGCCGGAGCACGCUGCUCCUCGUCCGCAUUUCUCUGCCCGCCCCUCCGCGAGUGAGCCUGUCCGCCGCUUUGAGCGCGGGCUGUCGCUUCCUCAGCCCCCCUCGCCAGAGUACUCGUGGGCCCCCGCUCGGGUUGCGUCAAACCGCCCUGCUGGUCAGCCGCGUCAGGACCACGGGCGUUCGCUGCCGCAUCAGCUUCCGCAGCAGCCAUCUCCUCGCCACCGCUCUCCUGAGCCUCGCGAAUUUCUCCGACACGAGGCCGGCGAUCAUCUGUCCCCUGCGCGCCCUCGCUCUCCUUGGCACCAAUCCCGUCGUGGUCGGGCAGCCCAGCGCUCACCGCGAGCGCGAUCCCCCGUGCAGCGCUCUCCGUGGCGAUCUCCGGCGAGGCGGGGAAGGGGGUCGCCGGGACGUCGCUGGGAUUCAGGACGCCGCGAGCAGUCCCCUCCGCGUCCGCACUCGGCUGGAUCUGGUGGCCGUCGGGGUCGGCGGAAUGGCGCGGGUCGUGGCGGAGACCGUCGCGGGCAAGAUUCUGCUGUCGAUCAGGCCGUGAACGCGGUGGCAACGGCGGUGCGGCAAGCGCAGGCGGGUGGGGAGCAGACUCACGUUCACAUCGACGUAACCAAUGGGCCUCUCUUCGCCCCGGACACUGACCUGGCGGCUCCACUGCGCGCGCCAACCCUGCGCGAGUAUCUGCCGGCAAGGGAGGGGAGGGCGCCGUUCCGCAUCCCUCUGCAAGUCCCGGACUUCUCCGCGCAGCACUUCUCGCUUGGCCGAGCACCGGGCCGGACGUCGGCGUUUCCACGCCAAGCUCCGACUGUACCUCCCCCCACCCGCGCGGGGAGAGAUCCCACGCAUACCAUGUGCAGGAUGUUGAAUCUUGCGGAGGCGUGCGAGGGGGUGGCGAGCUUGCAGAUGGCGAUGUGUAAGGCCAUGUGUAACUCUCUGAGCAGUUACGCUCCAGGUCCCCGAGGAUCGUGCGUGUCUUGGGCAGAAGCGCUUGUCCCGCUCUUGGCGCCCGUGUCGGUAGCACCCGCCGGGGUAGCGCCCUUAGCGCAUACCCUCCCCCGCCACAUGGAAGAUCUUGUUGUGGCAGCCCGUGACGGAACUCCGGUACACACGCUUCACUCGUCGGCGCAGCUCCUUGCGGUGUCGGCGUGCAUGCGUUCGAUGCUAGAGGUGGAGGGGGCGGAGCCGUACAGGAUGCAGGCCUCCGCCGCGUCUACUCGUUAUCUAAUGCAUCCAUUCCACCUCGUUCUUACACUCUGCCCUUGUCGCCAACAGGUCUCUCCACUCCAACACGCUGUCAGGAUCAUUGCCCUCCUCGAUAACAAGGCUUACCGCACUUUCAGUAUUGUAAGAGGCCAAGUGCUCCGCUAG
This is a messenger RNA of Closterium sp. Yama58-4, 1710 nucleotides long. The record is from the annotation of a GenBank genome assembly. NCBI's taxonomy places the organism in Eukaryota, Viridiplantae, Streptophyta, Zygnematophyceae, Desmidiales, Closteriaceae.